AUGUCCAAAUCAGAUGCACCAAUCACAUCCAAACCAAUAAAAUUGAUUGCAGCUGCUUGCAAUAAUAUGGGAAUUGGUCUCAAUGGGAACUUACCCUGGAAUCUACCGAAUGAAUUUAAGUAUAUGUUAAACAAAUUAACAACAGUAGAACAGCCAGGAAAGAAAAAUCUGCUUGUCUGGGGCCGAAAGUCUUUUGAGUCAUUUGAUGAGAACCUAUUACCUCUGGCAAACAGUGUUAUAGUCCUCUUGACCAGGAAACUGAGUGACUUACCGAAGUAUGUUCAUUAUAUCUGCCGUGAUGAAGCAGAAGUUUUGGAGCUCUUAUCGAUGCCUCCUCUGUCUGAAGAGAUUGAGACCGUAUGGGUGUUAGGAGGUGUAGAGUGUUACAAGAAUAUGAUGAGGCACCCUUGGUGUAAUCACAUCUACUUCACUGACAUUAUGGCGGACUUUGAAUGUGACACCUUCUUCCCAGAGUUUGACAAAGACAUCUUUAGGUUAAAGGAAAAUUACCCAGGAGUUCCAUCUGAAAUACAGGAAGAAAAAGGAGUCAAAUACAUCUUUCAAGUUUAUGAAAAAGAUCAAGCAAAGCAAGACCAAUGA
Molecule: messenger RNA, 600 nt
Organism: Staurois parvus
Lineage: Eukaryota; Metazoa; Chordata; Amphibia; Anura; Ranidae
Source: the annotation of a GenBank genome assembly